AUGCCAUCCACCGUCCCCCUCCCUCCCCCCUUCUCCUCAAUCCCUCGACACGCACUAACCCUCUACCCCUCGCCCAUCCACCCCCUCCCCCGAAUCUCCACCGACUUAAACACCUCCCCCAGUUCUCAGGGCGCAACCAUCUACGCCAAACGCGAAGACCUAACCUCAAGCCUGGCCUUCGGUGGCAACAAAACCCGAAAACUGGAAUAUCUCGUCGCAGACGCCCUCGCCCAGAAAGCCACCACGCUGAUCUCGAUCGGCGGGGUCCAAAGCAACCACACGCGCCAAGUGGCCGCCGUCGCCGCACACCUGGGUCUCACGGCUCGGCUGGUCCAGGAGAAAUGGGUCGACUGGGAAGAUAAAGGAUACAGCGAUGUCGGCAAUAUCCAGCUCUCCAGAGUAAUGGGGGCAGAUGUGAAUCUGAAUACGGAGGGGUUCGGGAUUGGACACAAGGAGUCCUUAGCGAGAGUUCGCGCGGAGUGUGAAGAGCGCGGGGAGAAGACAUACUACAUCCCCGCGGGGGCGUCGGAUCAUCCGCUGGGCGGGAUGGGAUUCGCGCGGUGGGCGUUUGAGGUUCGGGAGCAGGAGCAGGAGAUGGGGAUUGAGUUUGGGACAGUGAUUGUGUGCGCGGUGACGGGGUCGACGAUGGCGGGGAUGGUGGCGGGGUUUAAGUUGAUUGAGAAAUUGUAUCCCGGGGAGGCGAAGAAGAAGAUCAUUGGGAUCGAUGCGUCGGCGAAACCGAAGGAGACGAAGGCGCAGGUGUUGCGGAUUGCGAGGAACACGGCGGGGCAGAUUGGGUUGACGGAGGACGAUAUCACGGAGGUGGAUAUUAUCUUGAAUGAGGAUUAUCAUGCGGGGACGUAUGGAAUUCCGGAUAAGCAGACGUGGGAGGCGAUUGAGUAUGCGGCGCGCAUGGAGGCGUUUAUCACGGACCCGGUGUACGAGGGCAAGAGCUUUGCGGGGAUGGUGGAUCUGAUCAAGAAGGGCGAGAUCAAGGGGAAUGUGCUGUACGCGCACCUUGGGGGGCAGUUGGCCUUGAACGCCUACUCGGACUUGGGCAAGACUAAAUAG
Molecule: messenger RNA, 1071 nt
Organism: Aspergillus affinis
Lineage: Eukaryota; Fungi; Ascomycota; Eurotiomycetes; Eurotiales; Aspergillaceae
Product: putative 1-aminocyclopropane-1-carboxylate deaminase
Exons: 1
Coding region: 1-1071 (356 amino acids)
Biological process (GO): amine catabolic process
Molecular function (GO): pyridoxal phosphate binding; 1-aminocyclopropane-1-carboxylate deaminase activity; D-cysteine desulfhydrase activity
Source: RefSeq, a predicted model, not a curated record